Uloborus diversus is the source of this 2044-nucleotide messenger RNA. RefSeq lists its product as uncharacterized. Bases 1 to 1698 code for a protein of 565 amino acids. NCBI's taxonomy places the organism in Eukaryota, Metazoa, Arthropoda, Arachnida, Araneae, Uloboridae. Gene Ontology annotation, cellular component: protein phosphatase type 1 complex. Gene Ontology annotation, biological process: regulation of glycogen biosynthetic process. The transcript is spliced from 2 exons. The record is from RefSeq and is a predicted model, not a curated record. Gene Ontology annotation, molecular function: protein phosphatase 1 binding; glycogen binding.
AUGGAUGUUAAUUCAGUGAAUGUCUUAAAUCAUGAUUCUGGAAAUGGUUUGGUGUCUUCAAAACAGCUUUGCCAUCCUGGGAAUUGUUGCGUGGAUGAAUCUCCCGGUGAUAGUGUGAAGGAAGGCAAUCUGCUGGAUGGUAAGUCAAUAUCAGAAAUUCCUCCGGUGUCUUCUGAACAACUUUGCCACUCUGAUAAUCACCUCACGGGUGAUUCUCACGUUGAUAGUGCAACAGAAGGUAAUCUGUCGGAUGGUAAGUCAAUGACAGAAAUUCCCCUGGUUUCUUCAGCACGACGUUACUACUCUGAUAAUCCCCGCAUUGAUGAUUCUCUCUUCGAUAAUGAAACAGAGGGUAAUUCAUUGGAUGGUAAGUCAAUGUCAGAUAUUCCUCUGGUGUCUUCGGAACUACUCUGCCACUCUGAAGAUUACUGCGUGGAUGAAUCUCAGGUUGACAAAGCAACAAAUGGUGCUCUAUUGGAGGGUACGCUAUUUUCAGGAACAAGUGAAACCAACAUAAAUUUAAAUUAUAGUGAAAAAUUAGAAACUUGCAAACAAGACACUGUAUGUUUUAAUGAUGUAGAUUUAUGUACUUUCAAUAAUUGUAAAAGGGACGUUGAACAAUUGGAUAAAAUUCAAUUUUCUGACAGUGAGCGAGGGGAAGUUUUUACGAGCAAGCAGUUAAGUAGGAUAAAUGAUGACAUAAAAUACAACGAUAGAACUGAAAAAAGAACAUGUUUCCCCAAGACUAUUUUUCCAAAAAAUAUCAAAUGUAAAAAUUCGGAGGAUGCAACAAAUAUCGAAGCAGAUGAAGACGAAUUAGAUGUACAAGAAUUUUCGGAAAGAAGUGAAAGUAUUGAAGAAAAAAAUGAAUGUGAUAAAGCUAGUCCAAAACUGAAAACUAUGAUUUCGAUUGAGAUAACGGAAGAUAUAUCAACAAGUUCCUUAGCUGAAUCAGAAAGCAAAAAUGAUUCGCUGAAAAGUAGCCUUCACGUUUUCGAUGAAGACCGUCCAAUGAUUUCUCGUAGUACUUCUCUUAAAACAGGCAAAACGCCACCAGGCACACCUAGGAAAAAAAUCGUUCGUUUUGCUGAUGUUCUUGGCUUAGACUUGGAAGAUGUCCGUCACAUAAUGUGUAGUGACUUACCAAACAUACCUUCUUCAGCUUACACUGAUCUUGUUCUGAGUGAUGAUGACAAGCCGACUCCAACUAACGAGGUAGUUGUCCUCCAAAACACUCAGAAUGACUCAGCCUUCAAGUCAGCAGCUGGUUUUAAUUCUUUGUAUCCGAUGUUCUCUGUUCCUGGUCUGAUGUCAGAUUUUAAAGAAAGAGUUCAUGCGCAGGGUAUUUGCCUGGAGUCAGUGACUGUGUCAGAUUUGAGCAUACAGUGUACUUGUAGAGUUAUGAACUGGGGUUAUAAGAAGAGGGUUGUUGCCAGAUAUACUGUUAACGAUUGGGCAUCUUCCAAUGACAUUGAUGCAUCUUACAUCGCGGGGUCGACACAAGAUGAUUCGGACGCUUUUUCUUUCAAUAUAUUUUUGUCACCUUUUCACAAAAAUGUUAAAUUCGCUUUACGUUACCAAGUCAAUGGAAAAGAAUACUGGGACAAUAAUAGGGGAGAUAAUUACUGUUUUGGGUAUUAUAGCGACGGACGCAGCUCUCCAAGUACUAGUACUACAUGGGUUCACCAAUUUUGGUAGAUCAAAACUAUCAAUUCUGGCAAAUAUGUAAGAAAUUUAAAUUUAUUUAUAUUUUGCAAAAAGUUUGAAGUUGAAUAUUUAUUACAAGUAUAUUUUCAGUCAUUAUGUCAUCAUAAAAGUUUCUUUUAUUAUUUGUGAUAAUUUUUUAAGUUUUUACUUGUUAACAAUGAUGAUUAAAAGUGCAUUAUGUGAAAUGUUUUGAGAAAAAUGUGUCAGAACUUGUACACAUUAAAAUCUCUUAGUGGUGCUUUGAAAUUAUCAAAAGUAAUUGAUAUAUAGCAAAAAUGUUGGUAAUGCCAUUUGUAAUUACGACAUAUUUUUGAUCAAGUCUAUAAUGCAUGAAUUG